AUGGCGGCGCCGCUCGGGCCGCGCAAGCGGAGCGGCCCCGGGCCGGCCCCGCCGGGGCUCCACAACGGGCUCCCCCCGCACAAGCGCCCCAAGAGCGCCGCGGCCGGGCCCGCCGACCCCUUCGGCGACAGCGACGACUUCACGGCGGACGACCUGGAGCAGAUCGACAUCCUGGCCUCGCAGGCGCUGUCGCAGGAUCCGCCCGCGGGACUCGCGUGGGGACCCCCGGGGCUGCCCCGGGGCGGGCGGGAAGCAGAAAGCAGAGCAGAUGAUGGGCUGAUGAGAGAUGCAUUCCAGCUUGAGGUGCUGCAGACACAGAAUGAAGAAAACAAACAGAAGCUGAAAGAAAUGCAGGAUGAAAUUCUCACUAAAAAUGGAGAAAUUAAAAUUCUGCGUGACUCACUGCAGCAGAUGAGGUCUGCUGUGGAGGAACAGAAAAGAUCAUUCCUGCUGCUGGAACAGCAAAAAUCCCAGACCUUAAGUGAAAAAGAAAAAGAGUUCUCCAAAAAGCUGCAGUCGUUGCAGUCAGAGCUGCAGUUCAAGGAUGCAGAAAUUAAUGAGUUAAGAACACGACUUCAGAACUGUGAAAGAAAGAAACACGUUGUUACUCAGACAGUCCCAACAACAAGCCCUAUAAAGAGCUUUGCAGUACAAGUGAAACCAGAAGGAUGUUCUCCACAGCCUGGAAGAAGAUCUUUUCCUACAAAAGAAUCCUUCAAUGCUGAAAUGUCCGCUAGACCAUCGUGUUCUUCAGGAAAUCCGAUGGCCCCAACUACUUCAAUCAAAGAAGACAGUAAGAUGACCCAUCCUGAAGUUCCAUCCGUGAAGCACCAGGAGGCAACGGGAAAAAACGGUUCCUACAACUCUGCACCCAAACGGAGCACACAAGGUUCAAUCUUACUGAAUGCACUGAUGAAGCAGCCCAUUGUCCCUGGAUCAUUACUAGGACUGUGCCAUCUUCUCAGCAGCAGCUCUGAGCCUCUCCCUGGAGCUGUGCUGCAGCCCAACUCUCUGGAGACGAAGUCCACACAACCCCCCAGCAGCAGGACGGUGCCAGAAGAACCCGCUCCUCUCAUGUCCCUGCAAGAAGCUCAAAAACUUGCAAUAACAGGGUUGAACCUGAUCGCUCUGGACCAAGGAUUAGCUGAAGGCAGCCCAGCAGAAGGGCAGGGAGAGCUCCUGCCCCUCCCACGGUGCAGGAUCCGAGGAGCUGUGCACCUCCUGCCCCUGGUGGAGCACCACGUCAGUGCCUAUUGCCGGGCGGGACAACUGCCGGACACGUCAGGGAACGGUUCCUGUGGAAACCAUUCCGCUGUUUCCUCCAGAACCAGCACCAGUACGCUGUCGAGUAAGGAGGACUUGAGGUUGUCUCUUGAGGAAACUGCAGUUAUAGCUCUGGGGAUCCUUUAUUAUUUGGUGUUCUACAGCUGGGAUGUUGUCCACACGUUGCUGGCUGCCAGAGGGGAAAAAGCUGCUGCUGCUGCUGCUGCUGCUGGAGAUGAACAGGUUUCCAAGAUGGACAAAAAUGUGCCGUGUGACAAUCAGUGUGAUAAUAAAGAAGAUAGCAGGACACAAGGAGGGCUGCCUGCAGCUCCACAGGAUGCUCCCAAUAAUGAUCGAGCUCAACAUUCUCUGUUUAAAAAGCUUCUUCAGGUUUUAGCUUUUUCUGCUGCGAGGGGUUCCCAGACUGACAGAAUCCUGAGCCAGAGCCUACAGGUUUUGGUGAAAUUAGCUGAAAAUUCAACAAUGGACUUGCUAAUAAAUUUUCAGCAGCUGCUGAGCAGCCAGACCCUGCUGCACUGCCUGUGUCCAGAGACCCCCCUGCCUGCCGUCCUGCUGACCGUGAGGCUGCUGGCUGUGCUCGCUCAGCACCCGGGCUUGGCAGCUCAGCUGUGCUCCCACUCAGACACCUGCCUUCUCCUUGCACUGUACAUGUACAUAACAUCAAGACCAGAUAAAUCAGCGUCUGAAAUGCUCUGGCUUCAGCUGGAACAAGAGGCCGUCAGGCUCCUGACGUGGCGCACGAGGUGCUCCAGACCAGCACUUCUGUCACCUGGCACGGCCUGUCAGUGCAACCUCGAGGUGGUUAAGGCACUAAUUAUAAUGUUACAUAGGCAGUGGAUGAAGGUGAGAAGAGCUGAGAACAGCCUGUGUGCACAUAAGGAACAAGUUAUUCAGUUCUUACGGGAUGCUGUUUUACUCUUGCACAGCCUGUCUCAGAAAGAUAAACUGUUCCACGAGCACUGCUUAGAAGUUCUCCAUCAAUAUGACCAAGCUAUGCCAGGCAUAAGAGCCAUUCUCAAAAAGACUCAAAAGCUGAGUGCCUGUGAAGAGCUGAUUUUGGAUGAACUGUAUCCUCCUGAGCCAGAAGACCAAGGAAUGGACUCCAGCUAGCCAACAUCUAACACAGAUCUGUCCUUCCUCAUCUGAAUCAUCAUAAUCAUUGCCAGUGCAAAUGUGAACUUUAAAUCAUCCCUUCAUGAAGUGACAGCCUAAAGGUUGCAUUCCAAGGCAGCACAACUAAGACACGUUUCUUUGCUGUAAUUAUUUCAGUGCCAUUGAAAUGUAGCUGAAAGUAAACAGAUUUUGAGAUGAGAACGAUAGUGCAAUGGAUUUAUGAUUGGCCCUGGUUAUGAAUUUCAUCCUGUACAAAACUGCUGGAAAUGGAACGGAAAUGUCACUCCAUGUCCUCUGUUUUCCUGUGACUGCGGUUGAAUUUACGAUGCUGAACAUGCAAGAUGUUUGGGAUCACUGCAUUCAUAUGCAAGUCCUUUGAACACACUUUCUUUUGUAAUUUUAACUCUUUCUUGCUUGACUUCCAGAAUUUUCAUGUUGGUAUUAGUAAACAGUUUACAGUGAUUUUAAAAGCCUUUCUAGAAGUAACUUGGAGUUGGCAGUUCACUGCAGGGCUUUGUAUUUCUUGCUGAGAAUUGGUCACCUGAGUUCACUUGAUUUUCAUGAGUCUGGUGGAAGUGUAACUAUGGAGA
Messenger RNA from Empidonax traillii (willow flycatcher), 2987 nucleotides. RefSeq names its product ATR interacting protein (gene ATRIP). Bases 1 to 2394 code for a protein of 797 amino acids. Gene Ontology annotation, biological process: DNA damage checkpoint signaling; DNA repair. The record is from RefSeq and is a predicted model, not a curated record. NCBI's taxonomy places the organism in Eukaryota, Metazoa, Chordata, Aves, Passeriformes, Tyrannidae. The transcript has 13 exons.